GCCGCGCUCCUUUCCGGGUGUUCCCCGACGGCGCGGUUCCCGUGGUUACGCACCCCGCGCCGGGCCUGCCGGGAGUUGUAGGCCGUGCGGGCGCAACCUCGUAGAGUCUCCGGAAGCGAAGAGCGUGAGAGUCCUUGUUGAGCUGGCUCAGGGUAGGGGGACUCGCAGCGCCAAGGCGCUGCCCCCGGGCUGGCCAUGAACGGGCCGGCGGACGGCGAAGUGGACUACAAAAAGAAAUACCGAAAUCUGAAGCGGAAGCUCAAGUUUCUUAUCUACGAGCACGAGUGCUUCCAGGAGGAGCUGAGGAAGGCUCAGAGGAAGCUGCUGAAGGUGUCGCGAGACAAGAGUUUCCUCCUAGAUCGACUUCUGCAGUACGAGAACGUGGAUGAAGACUCGUCCGGUGAGCAAGACUCGGAUGCCACAGCGUCAUCAGAGAACAGUGAGGCCGAGGGGAUGCCCAAGCUGUCGGACACGCCAGCCCCUAAGAGGAAGAGGAGCCCUCCGCUGGCCAGUGCGCCCUCCCCCUCCGGCCUGCCCCUGCCGCCCUCAUCGGGGUUUCCCCUCCAGGCUUCUGGGACGCCGUCCCCGUACCUGAGCUCGCAGCUGGCCUCCCCGCCUUACCCCCCACUCCCCUCUGACCACCUGGCCCUGCAGCUGCCCGAGCCCAGCCCCCUGAGGCCCAAGCGGGAGAAACGGCCCCGCCUGCCCCGGAAGCUCAAGAUGGCGGUUGGACCCCCGGACUGCCCCGUGGGCGGGCUGCUGGCCUUCCCUGCCCAGGGUCCUGGGGCUGGGGUCGGGGCGGCCCUGACCCCGCUACCCCCUCCCAAGAUGCCCCCCCACACGAUCCUGAGCACCGUCCCUCGGCAGAUGUUCAGUGACGCAGGCAGUGGGGACGACGCCCUGGACGGGGACGACGACCUGGUGAUCGACAUCCCGGAGUGACUGCAUGCCAGCCCAGCGUCCUCCAUGUUUAUUGAUGCACAGUUGCCAUGCUUUGGCCACUGACACAAUCAGAAAAGGCGUAAACAUGCACAAGUGUCCCCAGCAGGUGGCAGGGCCCCAGGACAUUAUUUAAGUGAGUGGCCAGGAGCACCUGCCUCGCUGGGCGUGCCUGGGAAGGGUGGCUGUCGGGCUGGGACUGUAAUGAAGGUCCGUGUUGCA
Molecule: messenger RNA, 1161 nt
Organism: Heterocephalus glaber (naked mole-rat)
Lineage: Eukaryota; Metazoa; Chordata; Mammalia; Rodentia; Bathyergidae
Gene: Ino80e
Product: INO80 complex subunit E
Biological process (GO): chromatin remodeling
Cellular component (GO): nucleus; Ino80 complex
Source: RefSeq, a predicted model, not a curated record